Molecule: messenger RNA, 1096 nt
Organism: Myxozyma melibiosi
Lineage: Eukaryota; Fungi; Ascomycota; Lipomycetes; Lipomycetales; Lipomycetaceae
Product: putative endonuclease LCL3
Exons: 1
Coding region: 78-1070 (330 amino acids)
Cellular component (GO): mitochondrion; cytoplasm
Source: RefSeq, a predicted model, not a curated record
AUCUAAUCUACGUCAGCUCUUUGUGUACAAUAUGCAUAUCUAAACCUACUGAAAGCGAAACAACAAAGUACUUUUCAAUGUUUGGGAGAGCUGGCCGCGACAGAACUCUCAACUUGAGCGAGGACUCUGAGAAUGAGAGCACCGAGCAAUCUCGCAAUCCGUCGCCAAUCCAAGAGAUCAGCUCUCGAUUAUCGAACGACAAGCCUCUGCUUUUGCUAGGAAGCUUGAUGGAUACAGGAAAUAUACUACCAACUUUGGUGCUGACUAGUUUGAUUUGCGGAUCUAUGGCUGUUUACUUGCGCUUCUUGCGACGCUAUAAGACUGCCGUCGACGUACCGACUCGACUAUAUCAGACCCACGGGACGAUUCAUGGCCGCAUAGUUAGUGUCGGGGACGCGGAUAAUUUUCGAGUCUUCCACACACCAGGCGGUAUUCUAGCAGGCUGGGGGUGGGCACGAAAGGUUCCAUUUGAGCACCUAUGGAAACACAACAGAUCAGGUCUAUCGACUUUUUUCAUGCCAGCUCACACAACACCAAGCCUCCCCACCACUCCAGCUACGAGAGCACGGAAGUCGCAAAAGAAGAACUCUUCGAUAUGGAAGAUACUAUUUGGUGACGAUACUAUCAAGCGACCACGCCAAACUCCUCAUCGACCAAAACUCUCAGCCGAAACGAUCCACAUCCGUCUUUGCGGGAUCGACGCACCAGAAUCCGCUUCUUUCGGCCACCCUGCCCAGCCGUUCAGUAAAGAAGCAAAGCAGUGGCUCACCAACUUUGUCAUCGGAAAGACAGCCACUGUUCGGCUAGACUCACUCGAUCAAUAUCACCGUGCAGUGGGAAAAGUUACAGUAUGGUCAGGACUUUGGCGGAAAGAUGUAUCGGCAGAGAUGCUGAAAGCCGGGUGGGCGUUGGUCUACGAAAGCAACACGAAUGCUAGUUUCGGAUCGACGCGUGAGCAAUACGAUAAGCUUGAGAAGCAGGCCCGAAAAAAGCGGGUAGGCAUGUGGAAAAGCUCAAAGGUGUUAGAGACCCCAAGCGAGUAUAAGCACCGCAUGAAAGCUGGCGGAUAGUUAUCAUUCUGUAUAAAGUAAAUAAA